Messenger RNA from Cercocebus atys (sooty mangabey), 700 nucleotides. RefSeq names its product TPT1-like protein. Gene Ontology annotation, molecular function: calcium ion binding. Bases 120 to 527 code for a protein of 135 amino acids. The transcript has 2 exons. Lineage: Eukaryota; Metazoa; Chordata; Mammalia; Primates; Cercopithecidae. The record is from RefSeq and is a predicted model, not a curated record. Gene Ontology annotation, cellular component: cytoplasm.
CCCAGCUCAUGCUGCAUUCUAAAAACUCUCAUUUCAUUUGCAUAUAACAUUCAUUACAGGAAGUAAUUAACUGAAGGAACAGCAUCAUCAAAGGCUCAAGGAGAAUAGAAACCGCCAUCAUGAUUAUCUACUGGGACCUCAUCAACGACGAUGAGAUGUUCUCCGACAGCUACAAGAUCCGGGAGAUCACAGACGGGCUGUGCCUGGAGGUGGAGGGGAAGAUAGUCAGUAGGACAGAAGGUUACAUUUUUGACUUGCUCAUUGGUGGAAAUGCCUCCGCUGAAGGCCCUGGGGGCAAAGGUACUGAAAGCACAGUAAUCACUGGUGUCAAUAUUGUCAUGAAUCAUCACCCGCCAGAAACAAGCUUCACAAAAGAAGCCUACAGUAAGUGCAUCAAAGAUUACAUGAAAUCAAUCAAAGGCAAACUGGAAGAACAAAGACCAAAAAGAGUAAAACCCUUUAUGACAGGGGCUGCAGAACAAAUCAAGCACAUCCUUGCUAAUUUCAAAAACUACGAGAAAACAUGAAUCCAGAUGGUUGCUCUGCGGACUACCAUGAGGAUGGUGUGACUCAAUAUAUGAUUUUCUUUAAGGAUGGCUUAGAAAUUGAAAAAUGUUAACAAAUUUGGCAAUUACUUUGGAUCUAUCACCUGUCAUCAUAACUGGCUUCUGCUUGUCAUCCACACAACACCAGGACUUAA